This is a messenger RNA of Bombina bombina (fire-bellied toad), 1796 nucleotides long. Its product is annotated as P-selectin-like. Gene Ontology annotation, molecular function: sialic acid binding; oligosaccharide binding. Gene Ontology annotation, cellular component: external side of plasma membrane; membrane. Bases 36 to 1796 code for a protein of 586 amino acids. Gene Ontology annotation, biological process: response to cytokine; leukocyte tethering or rolling; heterophilic cell-cell adhesion. The transcript is spliced from 10 exons. Lineage: Eukaryota; Metazoa; Chordata; Amphibia; Anura; Bombinatoridae. The record is from RefSeq and is a predicted model, not a curated record.
GUUCUACUGCAGUUAUGAAAUGUAUUAGAGUGUGAAUGGGAGAGGCAGAGAGAGAAACAGAUCCUACCUUCUCUAAGGAAUCAGUCAGAACUCAUACAACAGCUCGUCAUGUUUGCAGCAAGUGGAAGAAUCUCCAGUUGCUCUGUUUUACAGCUAUAUCUUAUGGACUUUUUAAAGGCAGCAAUGUUUUUGCUUGGACAUACCACUAUGAUACACAAUUAACUACAUGGAGUAUGUCACGUAACUGGUGCAGAACUCAUUAUACAGACAUGGUGGCAAUUCAGAAUAAAGACGAAAUCACAUAUCUGAGCCAGAUGUUGCCUCCUUCCCCAAAACACUACUGGAUUGGAAUUCGUAAAAUAAAUGAAGUCUGGACAUGGGUAGGAACCAAUAAAACACUGACUGCCGAAGCGAAAAACUGGGCACCAAGAGAACCUAAUAACAAAGGAAAACAACAAGACUGUGUGGAGAUUUACAUACAGAGGCUGGAACAUAGCGGGAAAUGGAAUGAUGAGCCGUGUACAAAUAAAAAAAGGGCUUUGUGUUAUCUAGCCAACUGCCAAGCAUCAUCCUGCAGCCAACGCGGCGAGUGUAUGGAGACGAUCGGCAACUAUACCUGUAACUGUCAUCCUGGCUACUAUGGUGCAGAGUGUGAACAUGUUAUAAAAUGUGCUGAGAUUGAGCAAAUACCUGAAGACUCUUCUAUGAACUGCACUCACCCUUUUGGUCACCCUGCCUUCACAUCUGCUUGCCAUUUCCAGUGCAGAGAGGGAUUUAAACUAAGAGGGUCUAGCAGCUUGCACUGCUCAGAACAUGGCAACUGGACUGGUGACUUCCCACAAUGUGAAGCUCUUCCAUGCCGAGCUCUGGCGCCUCCUGGACAUGCGACGAUGAAUUGUUCUCAUCCUUUAAAGCCAUCAAGUUUUAUGUCCAUGUGUAAUUUUAGUUGUUUACCUGGCUUCAUGCUAAAUGGCUCCAAAGUAAUUGAGUGUGAUUCUUCUGGGCAGUGGACAGCUCCUGAGCCAAUCUGCCAAGCAGUCUCCUGCUUGACUCUAAAUGAUCCAAAGUAUGGAUGGAUGAAUUGUACCCAUGUACAUGGAGAAUUUCAGUAUAAUUCUACCUGUAAUUUCUUUUGUUCUGGAGGAUUUUUACUGAAAGGAUCAGAUUCAGUCAUGUGCCAGGCGUUUGGAGGUUGGACAAAUCAAGUCCCUACAUGUGAAGCUGUGCCAUGCCGAGCUCUCACACCUCCUGGACAUGCAAUGAUGAAUUGUUCUCAUCCUUUAAAGCCAUCAAGUUUUAUGUCCAUGUGUAAUUUUAGUUGUAUACCUGGCUUCAUGCUAAAUGGCUCCAAAGUAAUUGAGUGUGAUCCUUCUGGGCAAUGGACAGCUCCGGAACCAAUCUGCCAAUCUAUCUCCUGUUCGACUUUGCAAGAUCCUACCUAUGGAUGGAUGAAUUGUACCCAUGUUCAUGGGAAAUUUCAUUACAAUUCUACCUGUAAUUUCUUUUGUUCUGAAGGAUUUUUACUGAAAGGAUCAGAUUCAGUCAUGUGCCAGGCGUCUGGAGGUUGGACAAAUCAAGUCCCUACAUGUGAAGCUGUGCCAUGCCGAGCUCUCGCACCUCCUAGACAUGCAACGAUGAAUUGUUCUCAUCCUUUAAAGCCAUCAAGUUUUAUGUCCGUGUGUAAUUUUAUUUGUUUACCUGGCUUCAUGCUAAAUGGCUCCAAAGAAAUUGAGUGUGAUUCUUCUGGGCAGUGGACAUCUCCGGAACCAAUCUGCCAAUGUAUGGUCAUUUUGUGA